AUGUUUAGGCCGGACCCGGACUUUUUUGAUUCCGGCGAACCUGCUUCCUACCACCAGGACCACUCCUUCAUCCCGAAUUUCAGCUAUUUGUCGUUGUCGCCUCAAGUCCAGCGCCAGCAGUCAUCGGGAGGGUACAGCGGCCCACCGAUGUCAACCAGACAAAACAAGAAACAGCGGAAAGGUCGCAACAAUGCUAUGAACCGCGAACGAACAGUCACCACUCUUACUGAAGAUCCAAACACACCUUAUCUCGUUCCGACACCGAGCGAAGAACCAGCUCCCAACUUGCUUAUGGCGCCGCAGUUUUCUGGCAGCAUGUCUGGCGGAGGCAAAAUGCAUAACAACAUCGCGAUGGGCCCUCCGACGCACACAUAUCAGAUGCAAAACAACUUUGGCCAGUAUGGUUUCGGAUCAGGGUCGUUUGGGCCAAUGCCACAGCAGCACGUAAAUCAACCUCAACCUCAACCCCAGCAACACUCUCAACAGCAGCAGCAAAUGUUUUCGCCAACGCAAAAAUACAAUAAACCUCAGCAACGCGUUCCGGUACCUGACGUUCGUCCCAAGGUGCCUCUACCACCUGGAAAAAACGACCUGGAGAUUCUGCAGAAUCUGAAGAAGAUGAUCAUCGAGGGCCAGCACCCACUUUACAAGGCUGUUCCCGCUCCUAUGUCUCUUGCGCGUCUUUACAAAGGAAUUAUCCCGUCACAGCUCCAGCGUACUGAGCAGACACCUGCGGAGCGGAAUGAUCCUGAUGAUGGAAAGCUUCCUACACCUACGUCUGGCUCCAACCAGUCAGCUGGAGAUUAUGGAGACAGGCGGCAGCGUGGUCGUCCUCAAGGAAGGGACAGGAGGCCAGGUCCUGGUGGUCCUGGUGGAAACCAACAAUACAAUGCUUCUCAAGGUAAUCAAGGCAAUCGUUACAGUAAUGCUCCUGCUGGGAACUCUGCUGCAACUUCUAAUCUUCAAAAUGUCAAAAAUGGCAAGAACGACUCCGGACCUCCUUCAACUAUUCUUCAGCCUGAAACUCGGCCUUCUGAUGUGUCAACUGGUGGGCCACCCCCGCCUAUCCAGGAUGGCCAACGUCGCGGGAAUGAGUAUCCAGCUCGCUAUCCAGAUACCGAGCCUGCAACAGGUGUUCGACCUGGUGAUUCCAGGCACAGCACUAUAGACGUAGUUGGGCUUACAGCUGGUAAAGCUUCUGUGUACAGUGGUAAGGACGAGGCUUCUCGUCCAGCGAAUUGGACUGGUCCACGAGAUAUGGCUCCUACUCAUGAUAUACGAGAAUAUGACUCAGAAAGGACUUCUACACCUCGGCCACCAGCUGUGACAGGUCCUGCCAAUGUUGAUGCUCGGUCUGCAGCGGCUUCUGAUGAAUAUGACAGACAAAGAGGAGAAUGGUCUGACCGCGAUCGCGGCUAUCCUGAUCGCGGUCGCGAUACAAGGCCCAUUGAUAACCGUAGAUCUUCCUCGGUUGCUGAUCAGCGGCAUUACGGUUCUGAUUAUGGACAACCCCCCGUACGCAGAGGCACUGCUGAACCACCUCUAUCUUCCGAUGCCCGUCAUUUGUCUGAAAAUCCUCCUGUUGAUGAUGUUCGACCUUCUGUAGAGGCUCGUCCCCCUCCUGAUGCUCGUGCGGCUCCUGUUCGUGCAAAUGAUCGUCUGGGCCUUGAUUCCGAAGAUAUCCAGUCAUCGCGCUCUUCUUCUGUUCGUCCAGCGGAUGCUUCUGCUCCUCUUGGCUCCGUUCCACCUGCUACAUCUGGGGUUGAUACUGUUGAUAACUCAUCAACUCGUCCGUCUUUGAAAGAUCGCCUUAAUGCUGAGCCGUCGAGAAACCCAACUGAGACUCCCGUCGGCGCUGAUGAGCAGCAGCAAUCUCCACAUGCGCAAGACCGGUCUAGAAAACCUAAUAAAUAUCGUGGUAACGGUGACUCUCCUUAUGAUGAACCACCACGAAAAGUGGAAGCACCGCCUCACGCUGACGAGUAUCCUCCUCACAAUGCCCCAGGAAAUGUGCCUGGCGGCGCACCGCGUCGCGCAUUCGUUCCUCGUGAUGGGCGCAGAAAUGCUUCUCCUGCUACACGUGGCAGACGACGCGCCGAACAUCCAGCUUAUCAGCGGCCUCCGCCAUCCUCUCGCGAUGACCCAUACUACCAUUCAGAGUAUCGUGAUCCUCGGUCGAGUUAUUCUAGUGCUGUAGACCCGGAUGUUCGCUAUGAGGGCAGGCCAUACAGGGACUAUUCACCUCCUGGAUCUGCAAGACGCGGCCCUCCGAUUGAUUUACCCCCUGGCCCUGGCCGUGAUUACAAUCCAUACCCACCUAGACGAGACUGGAGUCCUCAAGAAGAAGAAGAAUACUAUAAGUCCAGAGGCUGGGAUGUUCCUCAUGACAGGGGUCGCUUUUCCGAUAGGGAUUAUCCCCCUCCCCGCGCAGCUGGCUGGGAAGGUCGUCCGGAUCGUGACUAUGCUGCUAGAGAUGCUUAUCCCCCAGGACCUCCUCCUGGCCCUUUACCUGAUGAUCGCUACCCUCCUGUUCGCGAUGCCGAUCGCGCUCGAGCUCCGCCGCCACCACCUCCUCCUGGGGGUUACGGAGGCUCUUUCAACCGCGUGCGUCCUCGAAGUCCUAGCCCGCCCAGGCGUCCUGGUCCAGGGUCCAUCGACGACGCGCGACCUGCCGUCAAACGCCCACGAGAAGACUUCAGCGGUCAAGAUUAUUACCCGAGUGGUGGUGGUGGACGCGAUUCCAUGCGUCGACCCCCUGCUGACUACCCCCAUCCCCCGCCACGCUCAUCCAGUCAGGGCCCGCCCAAUGCAGGCUGGGCACCUCCUGCCUCGGGAUCGAGCGCUGGUGGGGGACUACCUGGAGACCGUGACUAUCGAAUGGGAAGAGACCCUAUGGACUAUGGGCCACCACCCGGUAGUGUGUAUGAUAGGCGAUCGCCUGGACCCCCUGGGCCACCUGGUGGGCGAAUGCCUUAUAACAGGGGCGGCGGCGGUUAUGGACGUGGCGGCGGCGAGCCGCGAGAUAGGGGCGGCUAUGGAAUGCCUCCGCGCCCAUGA
Psilocybe cubensis is the source of this 3057-nucleotide messenger RNA. RefSeq lists its product as uncharacterized. Bases 1 to 3057 code for a protein of 1018 amino acids. NCBI's taxonomy places the organism in Eukaryota, Fungi, Basidiomycota, Agaricomycetes, Agaricales, Agrocybaceae. The transcript has 4 exons. The record is from RefSeq and is a predicted model, not a curated record.